CUCCCCAACUUCUCUCUCUUACGCACCUUCCUACUUCCUCCUCCAAUUAUUUAUGUCUCUUAUGGUAAAUGCUUCUUCUCACACAUUCCACAUCACUAUUAAUUCUCUCUCUCCUCUAUGGCCACCUCUGACCACCCUGUCCAGGAAUCACGUUUCUCACGCAUGCACUACUUCUCCACUGACGACGACCAGGACGAGGAUGACGACGACACCGACCUCGACUUCGUCGACGACAGCAAUGUCAGCCCUGCUGAAGAGGAGGAACCCAAAAAAUCCGACAUUCUCGGCGGCGAGAAUUUCAAUCGCCGCCGGGAAUUUCGGGUGGUGCUGGACCCGCGAGGCAAGUGGGUUCAGGAAUGGAACAGGGUGUUCCUCCUCGUGUGCGCCACCGGGUUGUUCGUGGACCCGCUGUUCUUCUACGCGCUGUCGAUAAGCGACACGUGUAUGUGCCUCUUCGUGGAUGGGUGGCUCGUCAUCACCGUCACUGCGCUCCGCUGCAUGACGGACGCGUUGCACGUGUGGAACAUGUGGUUGGAGUUCAAGAUGGCGAAACGUUCUUCUUCUUUUAUCGGAAGGGACACUAACGCCUCAGGUGGCGGCGGCGGAGGCGGAGGCGGAGGCGGCUAUGCUCUUCGCUACCUCAAGGCCAAACGGGGCUUCUUCUUUGACCUCUUUGUCAUCCUCCCUAUUCCCCAGAUUGUGCUAUGGGUGACAAUUCCGUUCUUGUUGAAGAAAGGAUCAAUUACGUUGGUGGUGACAGUGUUCUUAAUUAUGUUCCUCUUUCAAUACCUUCCCAAAAUUUAUCACUCUGUUUGCCUCUUGCGUCGCAUGCAAGACCUUUCUGGCUACAUUUCUGGCACCGUUUGGUGGGGUAUCGCACUCAACCUGAUCGCAUAUUUUGUUGCUUCCCAUGCUGCAGGGGCAUGUUGGUACUUGCUAGGGUUACAAAGAGCAGCAAAGUGCCUAGAAGAGCAAUGUGCAAAAACAACUGGUUGUGGAUUGAGAACACUGUGUUGCAAAGAGCCUAUAUACUAUGGAGGCAUUAACAUUGUAAGAGACAAAACAAGGUUGUUAUGGGCACAGAACAGGGAAGCUAGGUCUACUUGCUUGGACAGUGCUGAUAACUACGACUAUGGUGUAUAUGAAUGGUCUGUACAACUCGUCACAAAUGAUAGCCGAUUGGAAAAGAUACUUUUCCCUAUCUUCUGGGGCCUAAUGACUCUAAGCACUUUUGGGAACCUAGAGAGCACACCAGAGCGACUAGAAGUGAUUUUUAACAUUAUUGUGUUGACUAGUGGCCUCCUUCUGGUGACUAUGCUGAUUGGCAACAUCAAGGUGUUUUUGCAUUCCACAACAUCAAAGAAGCAAGCGAUGCUAUUGAGGAUGAGGAACAUUGAAUGGUGGAUGAGCAAAAGGCGAUUGCCACAAGGGUUCCGGCAGCGCGUGAGGAACUAUGAGCGGAUGCGUUGGGCUGCCACGCGCGGGGUUGAUGAAUGCCAGAUGAUUAAAAAUCUCCCUGAGGGACUAAGAAGGGACAUCAAGUACCAUCUUUGUUUGGAUUUGGUGAGACAGGUGCCACUCUUUCAGCAUAUGGAUGAUUUGGUGCUAGAGAAUAUUUGUGACCGUGUGAAGUCCCUUGUAUUCACUAAGGGAGAAACAAUAACGAAAGAAGGAGACCCAGUUCAAAGAAUGCUAUUUGUAGUAAGGGGUCACCUUCAAAGUAGCCAAGUACUCCGAGACGGAGUGAAGAGUUUCUGCAUGUUAGGGCCGGGGAACUUCAGUGGAGACGAGCUGCUCUCAUGGUGUCUGAGAAGGCCAUUCAUAGAGCGUCUUCCACCGUCUUCAUGCACGUUGGUGACACUGGAAACGACAGAGGCGUUUGGGCUUGAGGCACAGGACGUGAAGUACGUGACGCAACAUUUCAGGUACACAUUCGUGAAUGAGAAGGUGAAGAGGAGUGCCAGGUAUUACUCGCCAGCUUGGAGAACUUGGGCUGCGGUGGCCAUUCAGUUGGCUUGGAGGAGGUACCAGCAUCGUUUGACUUUGACUUCUUUGUCCUUUAUAAGGCCCCGCAGGCCUCUCUCUAGGUCUACUUCCAUGGAAGAGGAUAGGCUUCGUUUAUAUACGGCUAUGUUAACCUCCCCCAAGCCUAAUCAAGAUGACUUUGACUUCUGAAUUCCUCUCCAAUCAUAACCAAUGUAUCUAUAUGGCUUUGGAUUUUUAUAAAUAACUUGAAUAUUAAUCAUGUUUAUGCUUUUCAUUAUUUUACUAUGUACAUCUAUUAUGAUAUAAUACAAGUAAUUUCACACUUGAUUA
Molecule: messenger RNA, 2316 nt
Organism: Glycine soja
Lineage: Eukaryota; Viridiplantae; Streptophyta; Magnoliopsida; Fabales; Fabaceae
Product: cyclic nucleotide-gated ion channel 4-like
Exons: 7
Coding region: 118-2175 (685 amino acids)
Source: RefSeq, a predicted model, not a curated record